Messenger RNA from Salvelinus namaycush (lake trout), 4068 nucleotides. Its product is annotated as multiple epidermal growth factor-like domains protein 6. Lineage: Eukaryota; Metazoa; Chordata; Actinopteri; Salmoniformes; Salmonidae. The record is from RefSeq and is a predicted model, not a curated record. The transcript has 33 exons. Bases 1 to 4068 code for a protein of 1355 amino acids. Gene Ontology annotation, molecular function: calcium ion binding.
AUGUCGGAUAUUGAUGAGUGUCAGGUCUAUAAUGGGGGCUGCCAGCACCGAUGUGUCAACACCAGGGGCUCGUACUACUGCGAGUGCAACCCGGGCACCCGUCUGCACACAGAUGGCCGGACUUGCAUCGCCGUCCGAUCCUGUGCCGUCAGCAAUGGAAGCUGUGAGCAGAACUGUGUGCAGCUGUCCCCGGCUCACUACCAGUGUCGCUGCAGACCCAACUAUCAGCUCGCAGAGGACGGCAAACACUGCAUAUUAAGAAGCCCCUGUGCAGACAGAAAUGGGGGCUGUAUGCACACCUGCAAGAAUGACGGAGGGAGAGCUCAGUGCAACUGUCUUCCUGGAUACACACUGGCACAGGAUGGCAAAAACUGUGAAGACAUUGAUGAGUGUGAGACCGACCAAGCUGCUUGUGCCCACGGUUGCCAUAACACCCAGGGCUCCUUCACCUGUGUCUGUAACCCAGCAUACGAGCUGGGUGCCAAUGGCAGGAAAUGCUAUCGAAUCGAGAUGGAGAUCGUGAAUGGUUGUGAGACUGCCAACGGAGGCUGUUCCCAAAAGUGCCAACACUCCACCCUCGGACCUGUCUGCAGCUGUCACCACGGUUACCACCUGGACGACGACCUCAGGACAUGUGUGGACUUGGACGAGUGUGAGGUGGGAAGCUCGUGCUGCGAGCAGGACUGUACCAACUAUCCCGGGGGCUACGAAUGCUACUGCGGGGCUGGCUACCGUCUCAAUUCGGAUGGGUGUGGCUGUGAUGAUGUGGAUGAGUGUCUGGUAGACAACGGAGGCUGUGACCAUACCUGCCAGAACACAGCCGGCUCCUUCCAGUGCUACUGUCACCUAGGACACCGGCUAGAUGAGGACCGUGUCUCUUGUAUUCCCCUGGAGGGGGCAGUAGAGGCGUUGGAGUGGAGCAGCCGCAUCGCAGUGGAGCGCCCUCUGCCCCAGAUAACCCUGCUGAGGGACUACUUCCAGCCGCUGGAGCGUUAUGACGACUACGAUGAGGACAGCCUGGGAGAGCUGCGGGCCCAGAGCACCCUCACCCAGACCUUUGUGUGUCUAAACAACACGUUUGGUUACGACUGCAGCCUGACGUGUGACGACUGUUCCAACGGUGGCGUGUGUGACAUGGAGGAGGGCCACUGUGACUGUCCUGAUGGGUGGACAGGUGUUGUCUGCAACCAGACUUGUCCAGAGGGCACCUUUGGCAGGAACUGCUCCUUCAGCUGUAAGUGUAAGAAUGGUGCCACCUGUGACCCUGUGAACGGGCACUGCCGCUGCCCGCCUGGCAUCAGCGGGGACAUGUGCCAGGAUGGCUGUCCUAAGGGCCUGUAUGGGAAACUUUGCAAUAAGAAGUGUAACUGUGCCAAUAACGGGCGCUGCCAUCGUACCUAUGGAGCCUGCCUGUGUGAUCCUGGGCUCUACGGGCGCUUCUGUCAUCUAACGUGUCCUAAGUGGGCGUACGGCCCUGGCUGCUCGGAGGAGUGCCAGUGUGUCCAACAGAACACCCUAGAGUGCCACCGCAACCAUGGCUCCUGUGUCUGCAAACCAGGCUACCAGGGCAAGAACUGCCAGGAGGAGUGUAAUAGAGGAUACUAUGGCCUGGCCUGCAAGAGGACAUGUCAGUGUCCAUCUGGGGUACCCUGUGAUCAUGUGACAGGGGAGUGUCUGAGCCAGUGCCCACCUGGCUUCCAUGGGGACAACUGUGACCUAGACUGUCCAGAGGGUUACUACGGGGCUGGAUGUAACCAAUCGUGCCACUGUUCUGGCUCCCCGUGUGACAACAUGACAGGACAGUGUCACUGUCUUGCAGGGAUGAAGGGACAGCACUGUGAAACUGAGUGUGAGGAGGGUCGUUGGGGUGUGGGCUGCUCAGGCUCCUGUCCCCACUGUCAGAACAGGGGAGUGUGUGACAAACACAAUGGAGUGUGUUGCUGUCAACCUGGAUACAUGGGCACCUUGUGUCAGAGCGCCUGCCCGGUGGGUAGAUUUGGCCUGGGUUGUCGGCUACGUUGUUUGUGUGAUAACGGUGGGCGCUGCCACCCGGUGACGGGCAACUGUGCCUGUCCUGUAGGAUGGACUGGACCCAGCUGCAGCAGAGCAUGUGAUGCCGGGCGCUGGGGGGCGGACUGUGCUAACAUGUGUGAGUGCCCGGGCAGCGAUGGCAGCUGUGACCUCAUCACGGGGCAAUGUCACUGUGAGGCGGGCUACACGGGACCCCGCUGCCAACAGAAGUGCCCAGAAGGCUCCUUUGGCAUAGGCUGCAGACACAGGUGCCAAUGUGCCAAUGAGGCAGCCUGUGAGCAUGUUAGUGGAGCCUGCACCUGCCUCACUGGUUGGACCGGCACAUACUGUGAAAAAUCAUGCCAGGCAGGGUGGUUUGGCCGUGGGUGUGAACACACCUGUGAAUGCCGUAAUAAUGCCACCUGUGACCCUGUGAGUGGGCAGUGCCAGUGUACGCCAGGGUGGAUCGGCCCCAGCUGUGAGAAAGAAUGUGUAGAAGGCUUUUAUGGACAAGACUGCCAUCAUCACUGCCUGUGUCACAACGGAGGGGUGUGUGAUCAGUUCUCUGGGCGCUGCUCGUGCUCCAGCGGAUGGACUGGGGCAGCCUGCGAACUGGAGUGUGCCCAUGGCUGGUUUGGGGUGGACUGUGCUCAGCCCUGUGAGUGUUUGAAUGGCGGUGUGUGUGACCGCCGCAUUGGAGAGUGCAGCUGUGGCCCAGGCUGGGUAGGACAGCACUGUCAGACAGCGUGUGAGGCUGGCCUGUUUGGCCCAGGGUGUGAGGAGCGGUGUCGAUGUAGCCAUGGGGAUGUGUGUGACCAAGUCAGCGGUGUGUGUUUGUGUCCUCCUGGCUGGAGGGGACCCAAGUGUGACAGAGCCUGUUUACCUGGCUCCUAUGGGAAUGACUGUCUGAGCUACUGUAACUGUCCCCACGGCACUUCCUGUAACCAUGUGUCUGGCAAAUGUGGCUGUCCCCCUGGAUUCACUGGCAAUGGCUGUGAGCAAAUAUGCCAACCUGGCACGUAUGGGCUGAACUGUAACCAGGUGUGCCAGUGCUCUGGCACCAACCAGCUGUGCCACCCUGUCACCGGCCUCUGCUUCUGCGCCCCGGGUUACCAUGGCAACAACUGUGAUCAAGAGUGUGACAUGGGACGGUAUGGCCCAAACUGUGAACGCCCGUGCCAGUGUCUGAAUGCCGGUGUGUGCCAUACCACCACGGGCACCUGUCAGUGCCCAUCGGGGUACAUUGGAGCAGACUGCAACACCACAUGCCCAUCAGGGCGCUAUGGGCAGGACUGUGCCAGGGUGGCCCUGUGUGGCGAGGGGGCACGAAGUGACCCAGAGACGGGCAGGUGUGUGUGCAAGGCGGGCCAGCGGGGAGAAGACUGCAGACAGGGUUGUGCCCAGGGCUGGUAUGGGGAAGACUGUGGUCAGCACUGUAACUGCAGUAACGGUGGUGUGUGUGAACUGGUCUCUGGAGGCUGUACCUGCGGACUAGGCUGGACCGGACCCAGCUGUGAUACAGAGUGCCCAUCAGGGAGUUACGGAGCCAACUGCAAACUGCGGUGUGAUUGUCAUAACAACGGGACGUGUGACAGAGUGACGGGAGAGUGCCAGUGUGACCCGGGAUACUAUGGUCACCUGUGUGAACAUGCCUGCCCUGCUGGUUUCUAUGGCCACCGCUGUCAGCGCCAGUGUAAGUGCCGAGGCCUCGCCCCCUGUGACCCAAGCACAGGGCACUGUCUCUGCCCUACUGGUUACCAUGGAUACCACUGUGAGAAAGAGUGUGAGCAGCGUCGUUUCGGGGUGGGCUGCAACCAGUCAUGUGACUGCGAGGGGGACACCCCAUGUGACCCCAUGACUGGCCACUGUCUGUGCCCCACAGGGAAGAUGGGAACGCGCUGUGACACAAAUUGUCCAGUGAACCACUACGGCCCGGACUGUUCUGAGAGCUGUGAGUGUAGGAACGGGGCACGGUGUGAUCCACGGAACGGCCGCUGCACUUGUCUACAGGGCUGGAUAGGACCUACCUGUCAGGAAGAUUACCUGAUCUCUCCCUGA